CUGGGACAGAGACAGAGUGCAUUAUGGAGGCUCCCAGGCAGCAGCAGGGCUCUGAGCACACUGUCAGGAUACUAAGUGCAGCCAUGGACAGGAGAGCAACUCGGUAAAUCUCAUUUAUGUAUUCCUCUCAUUCACCAAGUCUGCUAUCUGUAAGUCUCUCUAUGGUUCUCAUUUAUUUCUCUCUGCACCUCACUGUAUCCAUCGAUCUAUCUAGAUUCCUCUCUUUCUAUCUCUUUCCUUCUCUCUCUUUUUCUUUCUUUCUUCCUCUCUCGUUCUUUCUCUCUCUCUUCCUCUCUUUCUUUCUCUGUCUUUCUUUCUUUCUCUCACUCUCUCUUCCUCACUUACUCUUUUUCCUGUGUUCCUGCACCUUCACCCAGAUUUCUCUAUUCCUUUUUUUUCCACUCUCCUCUUGCUUUCUCUAUUAAUAUUCCUUCCUUUCCUCUCUUUAUUCCUUUCUGUCUCUCACAUUCUGCCUUUCUCUCCUGUAUAACAUUAUUUAUGUGAUGUUUGGGCUUUCUUUAUUUUCAUUCCCUUGUGGCUUUGUUGUCUGUCUGCCUGUCUUCUUUUACUUCCAGAAUUAUUGACAUCAGUCUCUUUUUUACACCCUCCCUUUGUCUCUCUCUUUACUUGUUCCCCUGUCCUUUAAAUCUCUCACUCUCUCUCGCUGUCUGUCUCUGAGUAUUCCUUCUCUUUCUGUCUCAUUCUCUAUUUCUCUCACUCCCUCUAUUCCAUAUUAACCACCCUCCUCACACCCACCCACCCACCCAGCACUGAAAACCAGCCUGACAUGAAUAAAUACAUUCAUUUCCCAUUUUCCCUGUUAAAAAGUAUUGUUUAAUCACUUACCUGCUAAGGAUCUUCAUAGGAGGAAGCAGUCAUACUAUCUCUAUUUCUCAGAACGAGUUACCUCCUUGCAGCUGGACAGAUAGUAUCAGAGUGCAGCAGAUUGGGAGUAGAAUUAACCCUUACUGAUCGGGAGUAGAAUUAACCCUUACUGACUAAGAGUAGAAUUAACCCUUACUGACUGAGAGUAGAAUUAACCCUUACUGAUUGGGAGUAGAAUGAACCCUUACUGACUGGGAGUAGAAUGAACCCUUACUGACUGAGAGUAGAAUUAACCCUUACUGACUGGGAGUAGAAUUAACCCCUACUGACUGGGAGUAGAAUGAACCCUUACUGACUGAGUAGAAUUAACCCUUACUGAUUGGGAGUAGAAUGAACCCUUACUGACUGAGUAGAAUGAACCCUUACUGAUUGGGAGUAGAAUUAACCCCUACUGACUGGGAGUAGAAUGAACCCUUACUGACUGAGUAGAAUUAACCCUUACUGAUUGGGAGUAGAAUGAACCCUUACUGACUGAGUAGAAUGAACCCUUACUGAUUGGGAGUAGAAUUAACCCCUACUGACUGGGAGUAGAAUGAACCCUUACUGACUGAGUAGAAUUAACCCUUACUGAUUGGGAGUAGAAUGAACCCUUACUGACUGAGUAGAAUGAACCCUUACUGAUUGGGAGUAGAAUUAACCCCUACUGACUGGGAGUAGAAUGAACCCUUACUGACUGAGUAGAAUUAACCCUUACUGAUUGGGAGUAGAAUGAACCCUUACUGACUGAGUAGAAUGAACCCUUACUGAUUGGGAGUAGAAUUAACCCUUACUGACUGAGUAGAAUCAACCCUUACUGAUUGGGAGUAGAAUUAACCCUUACUGACUGAGAGUAGAAUUAACCCUUACUGACUGGGAGUAGAAUUAACCCCUACUGACUGGGAGUAUAUUAACCCUUACUGAUUGGAAGUAGAAUUAACUCCUACUGACUGGGAGUUGUAUUAACCCUUACUGACUGGGAGUAUAUUAACCCUUACUGAUUGGGAGUAGAAUUAACCCCUACUGACUGGGAGUAGAAUUAACCCUUACUGACUGGGAGUAAAAUUAACCGUUACUGACUGGGGGUAGAAUUAACCCUUACUGACUGGCAGUUAAAUUAACCGUUAUUGACUGGGGGUAGAAUUAACCCUUACUGACUGGGAGUAAAAUUAACCCUUACUGGGGGUAGAAUUAACCCUUACUGACUGGGAUUAGAAUUAACCCUUACUGAUUGGGAGUAGAAUUAACCCUUACUAAUUGGGAGUAGAAUUAACUCUUACUGACUGGGAGUAGAAUUAACCAUUACUGAUUGGAAAUAUAAUUAACCCUUACUGAUUGGUAGUUAAAUUAAUCAUUACUUAUUGGGGUAGAAUGCAACACUAACUGAAUGGGGGUAGAAUUAACCCUUACUGACUGGUGGUAGAAUUAACCCUUACUGUGCCAAAUUCCUGUCCAAAAUCCCUGUAUGCGUGUAAUAUAAUAUAUUGUGUGUGUUUACACUGUUACUAUAUUUUUAAAAUGUUAUUUUAUUUAUUUUUACUACUGUGUGUCUAACAGACCGAACGAUCAUAAAAAGACUGUAAUGCACAUGUUCACAUGCAUUACAGUCUUUUGAUGAUCGUUUGGUCUGUUGAAAAAUAAUCAUGUGUAGUACUUUAAAUUAUUGCCUUCUAUUCCCCAGAAACUUAACAAUGUACACACCAAACGCAAGCAUACACACACACACACACACAUAUAUAUAUAUAUAUAUAUAUAUAUAUAUAUAUAUAUAUAUAUAUAUACACGUUUACAUUUACACACAUAAGCACACACGAAUGCACAUACAUAAAUGCACAUCAAUUACAAACAAACACAGGUACAUGCCUAUACACACCAGGAAACACAUGUACCCACCUUGGAGGUUACAGAAUAUCAAAAUCCUAUACAACAUGGGAUUCAUAUUAAAUAACAGCUCGCUGACACACAGGGGACAAUAAGGACAACAAAGAGAUCAUGGUAAGAAUAAAGUGCCCCUGGGGCAUUGCCCUCAUACACAGGGCAGGGGCUCUCUGCUGGGUAGUGAUCCUCUAAUAGAUUAUUGAGUGAGGUCACACCUACAAAAUGUCAAACAGAGACACAUCCUGGCUACCUCCAAAUCAUAUACGCAGUAUUAUAUCAUUCAUUCUACACCAGCAUACAUCAACAGAUACUAUGCAUAUAUUUUAUAUUGGUAUAUGUUCUCUCUCUCUCUAUUCCACCCUUUCUUUAUUUAUCUGUAUGUCUAUCUCUCUGUCUGUCUAUCUCUCUGUCUGUCUAUCUCUCUGUCUGUCUAUCUAUCUAUCUAAGACAUAUUUUUCUAUUUAAGCUUGUAAAAAAAAAUAUUAUUAUUAAAUAUAUAUAAAUGUGUGAAAUAUUUAUAAAUAAUUAUGAAAUAAUAAAUUUUCUUUACUAAGCGGUAUAUAACAGGUGAUGUUUGUACAGACUACAUGAAUACAUUAGUUUAAUAUAAAUAUGUACACUCUUCUUACAUUUGGUAACAUCGUAACUAGCAAAUAAUACGAUAUUUUCAGCCAAAUGUUGACCUAUUUGUGCAAUGAGAUGUAAGCUUGUGAUUUGUAAAGAAGGGACUGAGCUUGUCAUAUCUCGUUAUACACACCACAAACACUAUCUCCAAAUACAGACCCCUUAUAGCCCCAAAUACCCACAGCUCCCCAUACAAUGGGGUAAAGAAUUCACACAUUCAUAAGAAAGCACGGAUUAACCAGAAAAUGUAUUUAUAUUUAAAAUAAAAUAACCAUUGAAUUGAAAAUAAUGAUAAAACAUAACAAGAAAUAAGUAUGACCUAUAAACAUUAUAUUCUUUUUUUUUCUAAAAUUCAAACAUUUAAAUGACUAUUUAAUUUGCAUCAUUGUAUAAGAAUAUAAUAACAAAAUAAUCGCAAUAUUUAUCAAUUAUCUCCUUUUAUGUAAUACAUACCUGUACACACAUAUUAAUUCCCACCUAUAUAUAAAAAUAUAUAUUAAAAAAAAUUGAAGACAAUUCGUUUUCGUGUGUGUAUAUGUAUAUAUAUAUAUAUAUACGAAAACGAAUUGUCUUUCAUUUUUUAUUUUUUAUUUUAAGACAAAUCCCAGUUUAUUCGCUCAUAAAUUAAUUUGAUCCAACCGUAGAAAAACGUAUUUCUUAAUAUAUUCCCAUCUAGUCGGACAUAGAAUAUAUAAAAUAUUGUUAGAGUAAUUCUACCAGUCAUAUGUGCUUAAACUGACAUGAUAAAUAAAACAAAAUAAAAUGUUUUAGAAAAAGAUUAUUGCACGUUGUUUUCCGCAUUUUAUUGAACUGGAAGAUACAACAUUAAACGUGUGUGUGUGUGUCUGUGCUUUUGCGGUUUGUAUGUGUGUCUGUACGUGAGUGUAUGUUUUUGCGUGUAUGUGUGUCGGUGCUUUCGUGGUUUGUAUGUGUAUGUUCUGUUGCCUAAACAAGACAACACCGAUAUUAUUUAAUGCAAUGUACAGGUAAAUAAGUGAAUAACUGUGUUUGUCUUGUUGUCGAUACUGAGAGAAAUUCCCCCAUUAAUUAAGCCUUUGGUUCAAAUUACAAGUGAUCUCCUGGCGAAUUGAAAUGAAUGGUCUAUCCCAGUAGAAUGUCUUGCUACAUCAACAGCCUACAAAUUCAUGCUAAAAUUAAACACAUAGAGCUUUAAAAAAAUAAAAUAAAAUAGAUACAGUCAUGAAAAUAGUUAUAAGACUUGUAAAUGGUGUAUAUUGUUUUCAUCGGAGGGGAUUUAAUGAUGAGGGUAAUGUAUUGGAUGACAAGAGGUUUUGGGGUACAUUCCUUUGGUAUAAUGUUAGUAUAUGCGAUAGAUUCCACUGAUGCAUUUAUUCAAAAUACCAGAAGCGAUACACUGUAAUAGGUUGUAAACCAUUGGGUUAUUAAAGCGAAGUUAGGUGAUGAUGUAGGGUUAAAAGUUUUUUUUUUUCUCUGGUGUGGAGAAAUCCCUAGAAUUUAUUUGGAUAUAUGUCUGUAGAACAUAGAAUUAGGGGGAGGGGGUAGAAGGAGUGAAAUAACCCAUGAUGUUGCAGGCAAGGAGGGUGUGGAGGAAUGGUGACUGUGGGUGCCUAAAUGGGUGCUUGGAUUGGAUGUUAAAUGAAUAUGAUGUAGGGUUGGGUUUGGGUACUGCGUGUGGUGACAGAAGGGGGUAGACUUUGAGACUUUAGACCCUCCUCCAGAUAUGCAGCAGUCAAGCAGACACCCCUUCUUCUCCCCCCACCAGAAUUCAGAGCCUCCCCAACCGUGUCUUGGUAGAUGAAUGUUCUAGCUGUAGAACGUUUGGUCGGUGUUCAAUCCAAGGGUAAUUUUUUUUAUUCUACUCCCUUCUCCAUAGGAUUCUCUGCAUUGAAGUGCAGUGCCAUUGAGGGAAGUAGACACAAGUUCUCCUUUUCCAUUAUCUGGUUCCUUACAUCACUGACCUCCAUUUCUGCAUGAGAAGAAGGUAUUGGAUCUCGCUAUGGAGGCACCUCAAAGGCUCUAAUUACAUAUCAAGAAGGUGUCAUGCUUAGGGGGAGUCGGGGGUGGAGAAGAUCCAGUCUGAACAAGUGGAGGUAACAGUCUUCAUCAAGGCAGAGGCUGCAGAACAAGGAGGACACCUUGUUAUUUUUAGAUAUUGGGUGGUGAAAAAAGAGCCAGUAUGGCUACCAUGAUCAGGAGCAAAUUGACCAAUGUGGCAACCUCGGUAUCGAAUAAGUCCCAGGCCAAGGUGAGUGGCAUGUUUGCCAGGAUGGGCUUCCAAGCAGCCACUAAUGAAGAAGCAGUUGGCUUUGCUCACUGUGAUGAUCUGGACUACGAGCACCGACAAGGUCUACAGAUGGACAUCUUAAAGACCGAGGUGCCUGCUGGAGACACCCCAGCAGAAGGGGACAUCCACUACCAAAGAGAUGGCUCGGGGCCCCCAUCCUCUGCUUCUAAGGAAGAAGGACUUUGUUCUGAGCUUUCUUCUGUUGGAAAACCUAAAAUCACAGCUUGGGAAGCCGGCUGGAAUGUCACCAAUGCUAUCCAGGUAGGACUUCUUACUCUAACCAUUCAUGGUCACCUUCACCUCCCCAUCUUCUCCUCUCCAUAUUGAGAUACGUGCUCUACUGGUCCUUGUAGAUAUGAAAAGAGAAUAAUUAAAUUUUAAGCUCAGUGAAUCUUAGAGACUCCCCUCAGGAGACUGUGAUCCGUUUGAGGUCAUCUUUUCUUCAAGGUCAAACAGAUAUCUGACUUCGUAGGCCGAUUUUCAUGUAGCGUAUAGCACAAGGUGUCCAACAUUCCACAAGAGCAUUCUAUCCAUUUUCAAUAAAAACGUUAUAUGGUUUUAAAGGAACCCCCAAGAUUAGAGCUAAUCAAAGCAUACUGCAGGGGCCCAAGGAAUUAAAAAUAUACUAUUACUACAUGAAUUAAAAAAAAAAUACUAUUAAUAUAUAGAUAAAAAGACUCUGUCUCUCUAUCUAUCAUCAGUCUUUUUGUAUGUCUGUGUGUAUAUCUAUCUAUCUAUCUAUCUAGCUAUCUAUCUAUCUAGAAUCUAGAUUGAUGUGUUUUAGGUAUAUUAUAGUAAAAUCAGAUCAAAUCUAGAUAAACAUUUUAUUUUAUUUCUAAAAUAAAAAAUACACGUUACAAAAAAAAAAGGAAUUAUAAAAAUAAGUUAGAAAUUUGUCAACAUAAUUUAUGUCGAAUAAAUCUCAAUCAAUUAUUAUCACAAAACAUACAAAAACGGUUAAAAAACAUAUUGUACAUAUUUCUAAAGACAUAUAUUUCUGACUAGUAACUACGCAUUAUGACUUUAGUGUACUCGAUAUAAUCACAUAAAACAAUAUUUUUAUAUAAUUUAUCGUUGCAUAUGGAAGAAAGGAAAUAAAAAAGGGGUGAAAAAAGAAUAUUUUCCUCAUUUUAAUCUAUGAGUGAGAGCAACGAAAGGAUGUUGUGUUAAAUAUGUGAACUAAUCGACAAAUUUAAUUAUCACACCCCCUGUAUAUUAGUAAAACGAAUCCCCUAUAGACACAUUCCCUGUGGAUGGCAAUGUACAUUGUGUAGGGAUUAUACAGAUAGCCCUUAACAUACAGUCUGUAUAGGAAUGCAAUAAGCAGUCUGCAUCCAACUGAAAAUGUCUAGACCCAAACAAAUAAAAACGAAAAAAUAAAAUUCUAUAUAUAUAUAUAUACUUGUGUGUGUGUGUAUAAAUAAAUAUUUAUAUUCCAUUCUCAUUCUGGAAGAUUCAGUGCUCUGUCUGUUUUGUCAUCAUGUCAGUCUGUCUGUCUACCUCCAAGUAUCUAGUUGGUUUUUUUUUGUCUCUCACACCUCUCAUUUUUUUUUUACUCUUGUCUCUCACUUGUCUUUUUUUUACAGUCUCUCUUAUUCUCACCUUCUUACCCUAAAGCAAAAACGAAAAUACGUACACACAUUCACACACUCUCUCUCACACACGCACGCACACACACACACGUCAUACACAUUCACAUACAUUCACACACAUACAAAUACACACACUAUGCCAUACACACAAUGUCACACACAGACAAACAUACUAAAUAAAAAAAAACACCUCCCCCACACACAAACACACAUUCACACAAUGACAGACACACGGACAGAGACUAUCUUUCUAUAUAUUUCCCCAUAACGUUUCUCUGUUUUUUUGUUUUUUUUCUGACCCAACCAUCCACCUACCCACAUCCACAUCCAUCCAUCCCAUGCAUUAACUCUGAUCCUUCAAGAUGGCGUUUCAUUUCGGGGCCCCUAACACCUCAACUUCUGAAUUAUGAUCAUCACUCAGUGCAUCAUCAUUUCUCUGUUGACUGUCGCCCCCCAGUGGCAGAAACUAGCGCUGCACACUGUGCAUUAUCUGUAUGCUGGUCCUCAUUUUAGCGAAGCGAAUCUUUCAGUGCUGAUGUACUAUAGAGAGAUGGUUAUCUGAUGUGGGAUUAACGCCUUCAGUACCAAUAACAUGCUAGAACUGCCCACAGAACCAGAGAUUCUACUAACUUUGGUGGUUAGAGUUAAAUGUUGAUGCUAUGUAACCGGUUUAAGCUGGUUAGGGCUCAAAAAACACUAUAAUGCCCCAAUGUACAGUACUGAGAACUAAUAAUAAUAAUAAUAAUCAUAAUACAUACUGAUACAGCCAACAUGUACUCAUGUACCCAUAAUGGCACAUUAAUUUCAUUUUUUAUUAAAUUUAGUAAAAUACAUCAGUUAUGAUUUAAAAACAAACAAACAAAAACUCCAUGGUAAAAUAAAACCCCUACUCGCAAUCACAGCAAUGACCAUGAAUGAGGACAUGAAAAUUAUUUUAAAAAUCAAUCUGUAGAAUGCUGAAAGAGAUGGCAAAAUUCAGGCUCUAAUAAUCAAACUGUGAGUAUAGUUGAUUUGGAGAAUCUCCCAGAUCAGCUAUGUUUGCCUAGAUUUUACCAUAGAGAAUUCAAACUGCUUUAGUUGGGAGUUAGUCAUAAUUUUUUAGGGAGUACACCAGGGAGUGGCAAAUUUAAAGGGACACUCGAGGCACCAUAACAACCUAAUCAGAAUGAUGUUGUUAUGGUGAAAGGAGGGCCCAGGCAUCGGUUUACCAUUAGGGGUUAAAUCGUUAAUGAAUGGUUUUCACCCAAAGACUUUAGUCUUGCACCCAUAAGCUCUGCCCCCUCACUUCGUGUCAGUUCGAGGCUUCAGUAAGUCUUGGACUGGGCACCACUGAUUGGUUGACAGCAUCUCCUGACUCUCUCAGCCAAUCAGAAGCUCCCUACAAAAUGAAGUGAAAGUGAUAUGUACCUUCCUGAUUGGAGCCUUGAGCCGAAAAGGAAGUUCUUGUCAGGUGCUGACUCGACGAUUAUGGGGUUUGUUCAUAAUGGUUUAACCCCUAAAGGUCAGCUAGCACUGGGACUGCCUCCCACCAUAAUAAACUAAUUUCAAUAAAGUUGUUAUGGUGGCUGGAGUGUUCCUUUAAGACCAAAAUAUAUGGGAUACCAUUACUUACUCAGAAGUAAUCUGAUGUGUCUCUACAGAAAUACUGUAUGCUUAGAAAUAAUCUGCCAGGCGUAUCAUAAUAUAAAUGACAAUAAAUCAAAAAUCUCCAUGAAGAAGUGUGAAAUUAUGGAGUUUUUUUUGUCUGAUAUGAAGGGGUCAAAUGUGUCUUUACCCCUCUUGCCCCAUUAAAGGUAGAUUGUCACUUCUCCAAAAAUUACACCAUUUAAUAAAACAUUGAAAAUCACCUAUAUCUCGUGUUAGCCAUUUUUUCAUGAGAUCUGUUUUCUUUAAAAUUUAUAUUAAAGCAUUAGCAAAUGACAUCACAAUCCAGAUAAAUCCAGGCACAGUCAGGGCAAAAAAUGCAAAUGAGAAGGACAAACUGGAACAUUGUUUCAUUCUUCUCUUCUCUGUACGCUUUCUACAUGGUAACUGCCAGAUGCAAACUGCAUAGUUUAUAUCAACGAUUGACAGGGAGCUAAGAUGAUUGCAUCCAGUUGGAGUAGAAAGGGCCAUGGAUUUGUACAUUUAAUUUAAUUUUUUACAACCCUCAAAUGCUUACAUGUUAAUUACAAGGAUAAACAAUCCACAUAUUAAAAAAUAAAUCUGGGAAAUGACAAGCCCCUUUAAAUUUACAGGGAAUUCUGUAUAGUACAGGGAAUAUAGUAACCAAUACAACUUAACCUUGAGUUUUUCAGCAUUAAAUUAAAUAGAUAUUUUCAUAACACUUAAAGCUGAUCUUGUAUGAUUAAUAGACUUGUGUACAGUGAGAAAAUUUGAUUCGACUGAACAAUUAUUCUUAAAAAAAAUGUUUGUGGAUGCCCAAAUUUUGUUUUCGUAGACAUACACAGUAAACUUGUGCAUAGAAAGAAAAUUUGUUUUUCCAAAAAUAAUUUUUCAUAAAUAAAUUUCGUCCAUAUGGAGUUUUGGCUAAGCAGAAUUUCAGUAUCGAAAACCCGAUUUAGAAACAAAUCAGAAAAAAAAAUCAUGAACCAAAAGUGGUGGGAAUUCAACCCAUCGCCCAUUCGGACCAAACUUGGACAAAAGGCAGUCCAGAUCGAAACAAAUGUCCAUGUCUAGUGUUUAGCACAAUUUAAUAUAUCAAAAUGUGCUUUUAUGUUAUUUAUUUAAAUAAUGUAAGGUUUAUUGUUGUGGAAAUAUAAGGGCUAUUUUACCUUAACAAUUUUUAUUGGCAUCUCUUCCUGGGUGCAGUUUUUGAAUAUUAAUUAGUUUCCCUAAAUAUUAUAAUUGGGUAUAAAAUGGCCUUCAGAAAGAGUGGCUAUAAGAUAAGUCAGAGAUCUUUCCUUGAUAUUGCCGAUAUGGGCCUCUCUGCUUUUAGAGACACCAGAUAUAAAGUCACUAAAACCAAGCAAGCAGUCGUCACUAAGGAAGGCUAAAGCAGAACAAUUCUUGUGGCUAUCUGUUGACUUGCGUAUGCCCCCUCUCACCCUGAUUUCAUGGCUUCAAUAUUGGGAAACAUGAAAAUGCAUUAUAUGGAGCAUGAUGCAAAAACUCCUGGUGACCUGUUUAACUGUAGGUAUACACUUGGAGUCUAAACACUUUUAUUAGUGACUUGAGAAACAUAGCCUAGUUAAAAAAAUCUUUCAUUCUGCUUGAGUUUUUCCGCAUUUUCUUUCAUUGUUACACCUACAGCCACUUCAUCAAGAUUAUAUGUAACAUUUUGGGAAUUGAAAGUGAAUUCAACAUUUAAGCAAAAUAAGCUAAAUUGAAAACAUAGCUAGAUAUAAAUUUUCCAAUUCAGUUUUUUAAUAUAAAAUUUUAAAUUUACUUUGAAUUCGCAAUAAUUCACACCUGCAUUUUGAUAGAAUCCUGUUUAAAUAUAGCACAUUUGUCACAAUAAAGAAAUGAGUACAAGAUAGCCAUUUUUUUAAAUUAUAUUACUAUAACUUUGGUAUCUCCUUUAUCCUUGUGAUGUGGGUAUGUCAAGUGGAUUGUAUAUCAACAACAUUUUUUGUUAAUCGAAAAAAGACAAAUUUAAUUUUUUCAAUUAAUAAAGACUUCAAAUUAAUUUUCAUGGUAUCGCUAUUGUAAUCUCAAAUGAAUGACUAACUCUAGUUGUAAUCUUUAUAUAUCUAACCCCCAUUGUAGUUGGAUUUAUUUUAGUUUGUCUAUUUAAAUAUUUAAGGGUUAGGCCCUUUAUUACCUACUCUAGUCCAAUUUUGGCCACAGAGUGGGUGUUUUACACCUAACAUCUGUAGCUUUUUCUUUUUUCUAAAAAUUUUUAUUAGCUUUGUCCCAUAUAUAAACAAGUUGGGUACCCAAAGAAAUGAUUAAAGGGGCUUUGUCAUCAACUCACAUCUUGAACCCCAACCUAUUGAUCCAUCCCUCUAGACUCCCUCAUUCCUGCGAACCUUUAUUGGCUCUGAGAAUGAAGCAACUUACUCUUUUUCUGUUCUGCUGGUCAAACUGAUGCUUCCUGCAAGCCACCAUCUUUGACAAUGACAUGCCCAAGGAGCAUGCGUGAAUUACACCAUCCAUGCAUGUGGAGGACCUCUGGCAUCUUCCUGAGGUCAUAGUGCGAGAGUCAUCACAUGACUCACAUGACUCAUUGUCACUGGCUGUAAACUCAUUGUUCACCUAACGUCUAUGACGUGACACUGAGGUGAGUAGUGAGCUUCACAGCCAAUAGCAAUGUUGACAAAGUUGACAUGUUGCUUGAAUAAAGCUCCACCAUUUAUCAACCUGCAGUUUAUACAUAAGGAUAUAUUUUCCUUGUGUAUAACUUCAAAAAGAUGUAUCAUUUAAAAAAAAAAAAAAAACUCAAAUAUGGGACCUGCUCAGGGGGGAUUUUGUAUAUGCCAAAAGGAAAUAAAAAAAAGUAGAGCCACUUUGAUUGAAAAUGUAAUCCUUAUCAUGUGACCUAAAAGAUAAAACAGACAAAACAUAAAUGCAUUGCUUCAGGAGUGACCAGCAUCAGAGAUCCGAUACUUUAAAGAUCCAGAAGUUCCUAAAGAGCUGGUAUAUAUAUCAUUGCAAACUAAGAAAAGUUGUAAAGGUAGAAAUAUUUAGAAAUUAAUAAGGUUUAUUCAGAAUAGAACAAAAUGCAUCUACAGGAUUUAUUCAUAAAACCAGGAAUUUUAGAGGUCCAGGUCCAUCCUCGUCAUAUACUCUCUACCUACAUAUUAUGGCACUCUCUCAAUCACCUUCCGGUUGCCUUGGGAGGGAGACUUUGGACCCUUUAGUAGAAUAAGCAUGCAUGUUUGCUACAGGACACCCAUGAGUUUCAGGUAACUCCAGAGCAGUAAGAGAGAUAUGUAUCUGGAAAUACACUCAACCACCCCAUAACAGCCACCAGACGACCAGGGAAAGUACACACUGCAUAAGAAGAUUGUAAAGAGUAGGAACCCCUGACUGUGUGCCACUGCCUAUGGACUGAUCUGACGGGGACUUGAGAAGGGAAUUGCAAAUUUGGGGGCAACCUAUUAGCCUGUUAAUUGGCAUAAAGUAUGUAAUUCCCCACAGAUACAUUCUAUAUAACCUCCUGGUGACUUCAGUCAAUCACAAUUUAACAUUAAAAUGACUAUUUAGGCAUUAUAUUUGUAAUGUUAAAAAAAUUAUAAUAAAAAUGAUAUUCAUCUCCAAAAACCAGAAUUUUCCAGGUUUUGCUAUGAGCUACACCCAGACAAGGAAGUUGCAAUCAGAAGGUUCUCAUUCUUUUUACUGGUGUGUAAACUUAUCUAAUAAACCCCAAUCUAACAGAAUUUAUAGACUAUGUAGUUAAACAAACACUAUAGGGUCAGGAUCACAAAUAUGUUAAAAACACCAUCUAGCCCCACACACCUCACUAGCCCCUAAAUAUAGUAAAAUCUCACCUUUAUUCCAGUCUGCUGCUGGCUCUGCCCCUGAUCUGCCUGCUUGUCUGAUUAGGGGCAGAAGGGAUUCUCUGAGCCAAUCACAAUGCUUUACCAUAGGAAAGCAUUGGAUUGGCUGAGACUGUUACGAUGGCAGACUAGGGGCAGAGCCAGCUCAAGCCAAACACAGCCCUGGCCAAUUAGCACCUCCUCAUAGAGAUGCAUUUAAUCAAUGCAUCUCUAUGAGGAAAGUUCAGUGUCUCCAUGGAGAGAGUAGAGACACUGAAUGACAGUCACUCUGUGCAGCACUGCCCCAGGAAGCACCUCUAGCAGCCAUUUGAGGAGUGGCCAGUGGAGAUAUCCCUAGGCUGUAAUGUAAGCACUGCCUUUUCUCUGAAAAUACAGUGCUUACUGCAAAAAGCCUGAAGGGUAUGAUUCUACUCACCAGAACAAAUACAAUAAGCUGUUGUUGUUUUGGUGACUGUACUGUCCCAUUAAGUAGUUGCUAGCAAUUUCAUUUAUCACAGUGACUGAGUGGAUAUGAUGCUUGAGCUGAUGAGGCACUUUGCUGAUAUCAGCUCUAUUCUCAGUUGUGUUAUUUUGAAGGAGUCUUAUUGGGGAGGUAAUUAUUUGUGUAGGGUGCAGGGGAAGUACAGCGUUCUCCUCUGAUGCCAAGCAUUGAAAGGACAAACUUAUAGCUGCACCAGUUUUGCAGGUCACUGCAGUUAUAACCAAGUGUUUCCAGGGAGACAGGAGAUGGUGACCCCCUUCCAUUAUGACCUAUGCAAUAAGUAAAAGUUGUUAUGGUGUUUGGAGUGUUUCUUAGUCCUAAUCUAAUCAUGUUCAAUAACUAGUAAAGUAAGAGAGGAAACUAAUGGAAGCACAUAGUGUGUUAUAAAUCUAGACUCCAUGGAACAAUACAAGUAAAUAAAAAAAGGUCUAGAACUCGUAUAUCUGUUGAAUUAUUUAUUUUUUCACUAAGUUAGACAACUUUUCUUAAUAGACACAAAAUCUACAAAAGUUUCACUGUUUGUUUGCAUAAACCUUAGCAAAUACUCAAUGAGCAACCUAUGUUGUUGCUGGACUUCAACUUUUACAAUUCUAAAUCAGUCCAGUGUAGAUUGACUAUAGCCAGGCUUAUGUUUCACGAUUAUUUGUGGUGCCUCAUUUUCAUUUUGUUUGUGUUUUGCAGGGAAUGUUUGUUUUGGGAUUACCUUAUGCCAUUCUUCAUGGUGGAUACCUGGGACUGUUCCUCAUAAUUUUUGCUGCCGUUGUCUGUUGUUACACGGGGAAAAUCCUCAUCGCUUGCCUCUAUGAAGAAAACGAAGAUGGUGAAACAGUGAGGGUGAGAGACUCUUAUGUGGACAUUGCUAAUGCUUGCUGUGCACCAAGGUUUCCAAAACUUGGGGGUAGGAUUGUCAAUGUGGCUCAGAUCAUUGAACUGGUCAUGACUUGCAUCCUCUAUGUAGUGGUCAGUGGAAACCUAAUGUACAACAGCUUCCCAACCUUACCAGUUUCUCAGAAGUCUUGGUCCAUCAUCGCCACUGCUGUGCUCCUACCAUGCGCUUUCCUCAAGAACCUUAAAGCUGUGUCUAAGUUCAGCUUGCUCUGCACCUUAGCUCAUUUCGUUAUUAACGUCCUGGUAAUUGCCUAUUGUCUGUCAAGAGCAAGAGACUGGGCUUGGGACAAAGUCAAAUUCUACAUAGAUGUGAAGAAGUUCCCCAUCUCUAUAGGCAUAAUUGUCUUCAGUUACACCUCCCAGAUCUUCUUGCCCUCGCUGGAAGGGAACAUGCAAACUCCAAAGGAAUUCCACUGCAUGAUGAACUGGACCCAUAUUGCCGCUUGUAUCCUCAAGGGUCUCUUUGCCUUGGUGGCUUACCUAACUUGGGCAGAUGAAACCAAAGAGGUUAUUACAGACAAUCUUCCCUCCACCAUUAGGGCAGUGGUCAAUCUUUUCUUGGUAGCCAAAGCCCUCCUGUCAUAUCCAUUACCCUUCUUUGCUGCUGUGGAGGUCCUUGAGAAGUCUCUUUUCCAAGAGAGCACCCGAUCAUUCUUCCCAAACUGCUACGGAGGUGAUGGGCGGCUGAAGUCCUGGGGACUAACUCUCAGAUGCGCUUUGGUUGUAUCCACCUUGCUCAUGGCCAUUUAUGUGCCCCACUUCGCCCUGUUGAUGGGCCUCACUGGUAGCCUCACAGGAGCUGGCCUUUGCUUCCUCCUUCCAAGUCUCUUCCAUCUUAAACUCCUGUGGAGGAAACUUCAAUGGCAUCAUGUCUUCUUUGAUGUAUCCAUAUUUGUCAUCGGAUCCAUCUGCAGCAUUUCUGGCUUUGUGCAUUCUUUAGAGGGGCUAAUAGAAGCCUAUAGAUACAAUAUAGAAGAUUAAUUCUAAAAUGUUGAGGUGGCAGCCUUCAUCAGCAUUGCUAAUAAUUAUGCAUCAGUUUCUACUGACAGUCUCAUUUUAGCUAUUCAUACUGACCCCUUAUUGGCCUACUGGGCUGGCAAUACAUUGCAACUUAUCAAAGGUGUCCAAUGUAUUCAUUCCCUUUUGACAGCUUACCCAUGCACAUAACAUGUUAAAAUUAGGAGGAAAAAAAUGAUACCAGCUCAUAUCAAAAUAUAACUGUAUAUGGAUUGAAGGGAAAUAUUUUAUUUUUGUUAUAUUUAUUUAAAGUUGUCAUAAUUUGGACAAACUACGGUGGAUACAAAAAAAUAUAUAUAAAUAUAUAUUUAGAGACAAAUAUACUUGAAUGCAAAGGAAUGGGGAGAUUUUUAAAGAUAUCUGAUGUAAGGCUGGUUCUGCAUGUAUUUCAAACUCAUCAGCCAUUAAUUAAAACCAUUUAUUAGGCAAACCACAAUGAUAUACCAGCUUACUGUUGGCUGGAGGCUAUCUACAGUUAUUUUUAUUUUAUUUUUGGCUAAGCUGACCUCUUAACCCCUUCCGGGUGGAUGAAUAUUGAGAAGCAGUAAUACAAGUGAUGCAUUUUCAACGUGGUCGCCAUGUAAAAUUUACCCCUGAUCAAAUUAUCCAAACACCACAAAAAAAAACCCCCAACAAAAUAGUUGAGCUCCACUGUUGAAUCCCAGCAUUGUACCCCUUUUGGAAUAUUUUGUCCUAGGGGUACGCCCAUAACAGAGCCAGCACACACAAGGGAUUUGUACAGGGGUGGAAUUUCAUCAUGUGCAGUUUUUUCCAAAGUGCAAGGUGUGUUACCUGUGGAUGUGUGUGUGUGUGUGACGUAACUGUGCUCACAGACAAAUGUAUAUCCUUAAAUUUUAUUGUGGUACCUUAAUAUAUACAACAAUAAAGAGAGAUUCUCAUGACAACCAUGUGUACUGAACACUCACACGCGCAAGGUAAUCUAAAAGGUGGUUUUACUGUAUAUAUACGGAAAUUGUACUGUUGGCCUCAUCUGCGGGUUAAUUAUCAAUCAAUGGAACGUUCAUGUAGCAAGUCUGUGGUACUAAAUAAAAAAGUUCUUAUUAGAUCUUGAAGUCUUGAUGACAGACUUUAUUGAGAGAUUCUUGUCCAUUUUGAAUAAAUCCCCUUCAAAGAUCACUGGGUCUAGAUUUGGACCUAAAGUGGCCCUUUCAUGUUUUUUUUUUCUUUCUUUUGGUUUUCCUCUGC
Molecule: messenger RNA, 16254 nt
Organism: Pelobates cultripes (western spadefoot toad)
Lineage: Eukaryota; Metazoa; Chordata; Amphibia; Anura; Pelobatidae
Source: the annotation of a GenBank genome assembly